AUGUUCGACGUCACAGAAAUCAGAAACCCCAUUGACAUAAAAUCCAUAGAGAGGUACUUGACGAACCUCCCUUCCUCGGCUAUAAGAGGCACCGAGGUGCCCCAGUUCAAGGCGCCUUUCAAGAUGGAGCAGUUCAGGUUUGGCCAGUCCAACCCUACGUAUUUAAUCACAGACGGUGCCCAAAACCACUUUGUCUUGAGAAGGAAGCCUUCUCCUAAUAAGAAACUUGUUUCUCGGUCAGCACAUGCCAUUGAGCGUGAGUUUUUCAUUCUUGAUGGUAUUGCUAAGUGUAACCAGUCGGUGCCUGAGGUGAGGAAAGUGCCAGUUCCUAAGGUGCAUGUUCUCUGUGAGGACGAGUCCGUGACGGAUGCUGUGUUUUAUGUUAUGGAGUUUGUGGAUGGUCGUCCAAUAAAGAGACCAGACUUGCCUGGUAUUGCAGAGUCUGAGAAACAGAGCUACUGGGAAGCUCUCAUGACCACCAUUUCUGCUAUCCAUUCGCUUGAUGGUAACGAGCUUGUGAAGUACCUUCCAGCCAACCACUUUCCACAGUUUCAGCCUGAGAAGCUUGCUAAGAACAAGGGCGGACCUAGCUACUUCCAGAGACAAAUCAAGACUCUCAGUGGUGUAGAGAACUUGCAAGCUCAGACGGUGGAUCCAAUUCCUAACUUUAAGGAAUUGAUCAAGUACACUGCCGAGCAUGCUCCAAGGGAUCCUUCAAAGUUGACCUUGAUUCAUGGCGAUUGUAAGAUUGACAAUUUCCUCUUCCACCCUACAGAGCCUAGGAUUAUUGCUGUGUUGGAUUGGGAAUUGUGUACUUUUGGCCAUCCACUUUUCGAUUUGGCCAACUUACUCCAGCCUUUCGAAAUGACCAACGAGUUGAACAAUGCGUUCUUCAAACCAGAAACGGUGAAUAUCGGCAGACAAAAGCCAGGAUCCAAGGAAGCCGUUCUUGAUAAAUUGCGUCUUUACCUGAAGAAGCUCGGUUACCCAUGGAACGACGAUGUUCCCGAGAACAAUCCUGUUGACUUGUGGACAGUAGGUGUGAUUUUCGGUAUCCUCAGACUCUGUGUGAUUUCUCAAGGUGUGGCCAUGAGAGUUGCCAAGGGUACUGCCAGUUCAGCCAUUGCCUCUGGCUACCUGAGCUUGUAUGUUCCACUUUCUGCCUUGGCCAUGGAAAUCAUCCAAAAGAGUUCCAAGUUGUAA
Molecule: messenger RNA, 1203 nt
Organism: Candidozyma haemuli
Lineage: Eukaryota; Fungi; Ascomycota; Pichiomycetes; Serinales; Metschnikowiaceae
Exons: 1
Coding region: 1-1203 (400 amino acids)
Biological process (GO): protein phosphorylation
Molecular function (GO): ATP binding; protein kinase activity
Source: RefSeq, a predicted model, not a curated record